This is a messenger RNA of Aspergillus ochraceoroseus IBT 24754, 840 nucleotides long. Its product is annotated as DUF1770 domain-containing protein. The coding region runs from base 114 to 626 and encodes 170 amino acids. Gene Ontology annotation, molecular function: mitochondrion autophagosome adaptor activity. The record is from RefSeq and is a predicted model, not a curated record. The transcript is spliced from 3 exons. NCBI's taxonomy places the organism in Eukaryota, Fungi, Ascomycota, Eurotiomycetes, Eurotiales, Aspergillaceae. Gene Ontology annotation, biological process: mitophagy.
AGCCCGGAGUCCGGAGUAUCUCGAGAUCUCAGGAGAUAUCUACAGACAUAUCCACUGCCAUUGCUACUCUUAUUAUUUUUCCGACCCUUCGUGGUAACACCUCGAAUUCAGAAAUGACGGACCCCAUUCUCCAGAUCCCGGAGACCCUCCAGACAGCCUCCAUCAAUCCCCCGACUGCUUCCUCGGAGAAGAAGGAACUGACCCCCUCCGACGCUGACAGCAUCCCUUCGGAUAUUGUUGACCCCCACCGUAUGGUCCGGCCGCCUGCUCGACGACAUACUCUGCCUCCGCUGCCUGAUCUGCGCUUUGAACAAAGCUAUCUCGCCAGUUUAAGGGGAGCCGAUACUUGGGGACGAGUAGCGUGGAUCACCAUCAGAGACCAGGUUCUCCUUCCCCUAAUUCAGGGUACCCUGUGGACUCUCGCGCUCUCGGGAUGGCGGUAUUGGAACCGUACCGCUUCGCUCGGUGGACAAACGCUGGGGAGCCGGAUAAGAAGGUGGUGGUAUGAAGUCAACAACUGGAAAUUGCCUCCUCUCGCAGCAAAGAGAAACUCAAGUGUUGCUGUCCAAGUGCAGGACUUUUUACAGUCCUACGCGGCGCAGUUGUCGAACGCAGGUGCCGACUAAUAUUGUUGAAUUAUCAAGUUGAAUAGCUUGUACAUGGGUUGAUUCUUAAUGGCGGUUUCUGUUAAUAGCUUGCAUCCAGGGCGUUUAGGGUAUUGUGUCACUAUCAAAAAAUAGUCAAGGUGAUUAAUUCUACAGAGUUCGAGUUCUAUCGCACACUCCCAAGCACUCAAGGUAGUCUUAGGUUAUCAAAUUCAUUCAGGCUGGUCUCACCUGA